Molecule: messenger RNA, 5872 nt
Organism: Sinocyclocheilus grahami
Lineage: Eukaryota; Metazoa; Chordata; Actinopteri; Cypriniformes; Cyprinidae
Product: transient receptor potential cation channel subfamily M member 7
Exons: 39
Biological process (GO): monoatomic cation homeostasis; monoatomic cation transmembrane transport; protein tetramerization
Cellular component (GO): plasma membrane
Molecular function (GO): protein serine/threonine kinase activity; calcium channel activity; ATP binding
Source: RefSeq, a predicted model, not a curated record
AUGUUUCUGUACUCGCUGCUGCGUCAGAAGGAUGAAGAUGAAGAGAUUGAGUCCCAGAAGUCCUGGAUCGAACACACUUUCACCAGGAGGGAAUGUGUCUGUAUUCUGCCCGUGUCGAAGGACCCGCACAGAUGCCUCCCAGGAUGCCAAAUCUGCCAGCAGCUCGUGCGAUGCUGCUGCGGGCGUCUGGUUCGGCAGCACGUGGGCUUCACCGCCACGCUGGCAGUGAAAUACUCAGACGUGCGCCUGACCGAGGGAGAGCUGCCCGAUCUGGAGCAGUGGUCAGUGGAGAAGCACACAGAGGAGAGUCCCACUGACGCUUAUGGAGUCAUCAACUUCCAGGGAGGAUCCCAUUCAUACAGAGCCAAGUAUGUGCGUCUCUCCUAUGACUCCCGUCCGGAGGCCAUCCUGAGGCUCAUGCUGAAGGAAUGGCAGAUGGAGCUGCCAAAGAUCGUCAUCAGCGUUCACGGGGGAAUCCAGAACUUCGACCUGCACCCGCGGAUCAAACAGGUGGUGGGAAAAGGACUGAUCAAAGCUGCUGUCACCACCGGGGCCUGGAUCCUGACCGGAGGGGUCAACACAGGUGUGGCCAAACAUGUGGGUGACGCUCUGAAGGAACAUAUGUCCAGAUCGGCUCGGAAAAUCUGUACGGUGGGAAUUGCACCCUGGGGAGUGAUCGAAAACAGGAACGACCUCAUCGGAAGAGACGUUGUAGCACCGUACCAAACCCUGCUGAAUCCUCUCAGUAAACUCAACGUGCUUAAUAACUUCCACUCUCAUUUCGUCCUGGUGGAUAAUGGGACAGUUGGGAAAUAUGGAGCUGAAGUCAAACUCAGGAGAGAACUGGAGAAACACAUUAACCUGCAGAGAAUCCACGCCCGCAUUGGUCAGGGCGUCCCGGUCGUAGCGCUGAUCUUUGAAGGAGGUCCAAACGUGAUCCUGACGGUGCUGGAGUAUCUUCAGGAGAGCCCGCCGGUGCCGGUGGUGGUGUGUGAGGGAACGGGACGUGCCGCUGAUAUACUGGCAUACGUACACAAGCACACACACACACAGAGAUAUACACACACAGACAGAGCGCUGCCUGAUGGAGUUGAGGCCGACAUCAUCACAACAAUCAAGAAAACGUUCAACUUCAGCCAGAGUGACGCGCUGCAUCUUUUCCAGACGCUGAUGGAGUGCAUGAAGAACAAAGAGCUGAUCACAGUGUUUCCUGUGGGCUCGGAGGACCAUCAGGACAUCGAUGUGGCCAUCCUGAAGGCUCUGCUCAAAGGCACGAACGCGUCGGCCUUCGAUCAGCUGGUCCUGACGCUGGCGUGGGAUCGAGUGGACAUCGCUAAAGAUCACGUGUUUGUUUACGGACAACAGCUGCUGGUGGGUUCCCUCGAGCAGGCGAUGUUGGAUGCGUUGGUGAUGGACCGCGUGGAGUUCGUUAAGCUCCUGAUCGAGAAUGGCGUCAGCAUGCACCGCUUCCUCACAAUCACACGUCUGGAGGAGCUGUACAACACGAAACAAACUCCAACCAAUCCGACGCUCUAUCACUUGGUGAGGGACGUCAAACAGGGUAACCUCCCGCCCAACUAUAAGAUCACGCUGAUCGACGUGGGGCUGGUGAUCGAGUAUCUGAUGGGAGGAACGUACAGGUGCAACUACACGCGCAAACGCUUCCGCAUCAUCUACAACAACCUGCACGGGAACAGCCGGCGGUCAGGUCGACACACAGCUAGUAGCUCCCAUGAGUCCUUCAGCAUUCAAGCAGAUAAAAAAGAGAAAACACGACACAAUCACUUCAUCAACACGGCGCAGCCCUACAAAUCCAGGCUGGACUCUGUCUCCGAGCAGCAGAAGAAGAAGAGUAAGGAGGAGGUGGUGGACAUCGACGAUCCAGAGACGCGCAGGUUCCCGUACCCCUUCAACGAGCUGCUGGUGUGGGCCGUGCUGAUGAAGCGGCAGAAGAUGUCUCUGUUCUUCUGGCAGCACGGCGAGGAGUCCAUGGCCAAAGCUCUGGUGGCCUGCAAACUGCUGCGCUCCAUGGGAUACGAGGCCAAGAAGAGCGACGUGGUGGACGACACCUCCGAGGAGCUGAAGGAGUAUUCCAAUGAGUUCGGCACGCUGGCGGUGGAUCUGCUGGAGCAGUCGUUCAGGCAGGACGAGACGAUGGCCAUGAAGCUGCUGACGUACGAGCUGAAGAACUGGAGCAACUCCACCUGUCUGAAGCUGGCGGUGUCGUCGCGCCUCCGGCCGUUCGUGGCUCACACCUGCACACAGAUGCUGCUCUCCGACAUGUGGAUGGGUCGCCUCAACAUGCGCAAGAACUCCUGGUACAAGGUGAUCCUGAGCAUCCUGGUUCCUCCUGCCAUCCUCCUGCUGGAGUACAAGACCAAAGCGGAGAUGUCCCACAUUCCCCAGUCGCAGGACGCUCAUCAGAGCAUGGAGGACAGCGAGCACUACCUGCAGAACCCUGACGACAUCCAGAUGGAUGUGUUUAAGGAAGUCCGUAUGAAUGAGAACACGGAUGUGAAGAAUGAGACGGAGGUGCAUGUGCGUUCCCGCCGGUUACCCAUCACACGCAAGUUCUACGCCUUCUACCACGCGCCGAUCGUCAAGUUCUGGUUCAACACGCUCUUUUACAUCGGCUUCCUGAUGCUGUAUUCGUACGUGGUGCUGGUGCGAAUGGAGCCGUUUCCGUCUCCUCAGGAAUGGGUCGUCAUUCUUUGCAUCUUCACGCUAGCGGUGGAGAAGAUUCGAGAGAUGUUCAUGUCUGAAGGAGGCAAAAUCAGUCAGAAGAUUAAAGUCUGGUUCAGCGACUACUUCAAUGUGUCUGAUUUCCUGGCGCUCCUGAUGUUCUUCGUGGGCUUCGGCCUGCGCUUCGGCUCGGGGAGCGUGUUCAUCGCUGGCCGGACCGUGUACUGUCUGAACAUCAUCUUCUGGUACGUGCGGCUGCUGGAUAUCCUGGAGGUCAAUCAGCAGGCUGGACCCUACGUCAUGAUGAUCGGGAAGAUGGUGGCCAACAUGUUCUACAUCGUGGUCAUCAUGGCCGUCGUGCUGCUGAGUUUUGGGGUUCCUCGGAAAGCCAUUCUGUACCCAAACGAGGAUCCCUCGUGGAGUUUGGCCAAAGAUGUGGUGUUCCAGCCUUACUGGAUGAUGUACGGUGAAGUUUACGCCUACGAGAUCGACGUGUGUGCGAACUCGAGCGAGGCGCAUGUUAAGGAUCUGUGUAGGACCGGUGUGUGGUUGACGCCGGUGCUGCAGGCCAUCUAUCUGUUCGUGCAGUACAUACUGAUGGUGAACCUGCUCAUCGCCUUCUUCAAUAACGUCUACAUGCAGGUGAAGUCCAUAUCCAACCUGGUGUGGAAAUACCAGCGCUAUCACUUCGUCAUGGCAUACCACGACAAGCCGGUGCUUCCGCCGCCGCUGAUUCUGCUCAGCCACGCCACGUCUGUGCUGUCCUCCAUCUGCAGGAAGAGGAAGAAGGACAGCAGCGCCUACGGACCAAAGCUCUUCCUGACCGAGGAGGACCAGAAGAAGCUGCACGACUUCGAGGAGCAGUGCGUGGAGACGUACUUCCACGAGAAAGACGAUCAGUUUCACUCUGGGAGUGAAGAGAGAAUCAGACUCACGUCCGACAGGGUGGAAACGAUGUGUGUGCAGCUGAAGGAGGUCGGAAACAAGGUGAACUUCAUCAAGCGCUCUCUGCACACGCUGGAUUCUCAAAUCGGACACCUGCAGGAUCUCUCGGCGCUCACGGUGGACACGCUAAAGGCGCUGACCGCGCAGCGAGCGUCCGAGGCUAGCAAAGUGCACAACCAGAUCACACGCGAGCUCAGCCUCUCCAAGAACCUGGGGCCCGACGUGACGGGGCACUCGAGUGCUCUGGUGCGGUGCAGCGUGGGAUUCCUGCCUCCCGCCGCCAGCAUAGCAGAGUCUCUGUUCGGGGGCGGAGCUGGAGGCGGAGCUGAGGAGCAGCAGGGGGCGGAGCUUCCUCAGAGCCCCGAGACACGCCCUCUGUUCACGGCCGAGGCUGGAUCCUCCGGCUGCACCUUACCUCAGUCGCUCAGACACUCACCGCAGCUGCGGCGCCGCGGACGCUCCGUGCUCCAGGACACGGGUCCUAGAAGCCUCGCCACGUUCUUCGUCAGCACACCGUCGCAGCUCACCGUUUCGCAGACGCACACGGAGCCGGCGCAUGUCGCAGUGGAGUUCGGGGCCUUCGUGGGUGAGUAUGAGGAGGGUGUUUAUGGGACGAGUGAUGGAGGCCCCUCAGGGGCGGUCGUGUGUGAGGGAUACGUCAAUCACGCCUUCACUGAUGAUGAAGACGAUAGACCCGCCCCCGACCCGCCUGACAGAAACACGCCCCUCCCGGGCCUUCCUCUGGCCCCUGAGCACCAGCCCCGGGGCCCCCGGCGCAUCCGGAGAGACGGUCGCUUCAGACGUGCGCUGAACAUACUCACACAGAGAAGCGGAGGUUUGGCUGGGAAUCGGGGAACCCCACCCCAUGCCCCUGUGUGUGUUAGAGCGGGUGAGACGGGUCACAAGGAUGAUCCUGAGGGUCAGAGGUCGUUUCCUAAAGAGGGUGCUGUCAGCAGCCGCCAGUCGAGUCCCUCCAGAAAGACUCGGGAUGUGGCGGCUGUGGCGCAGGGUCACAUGCGGACGGUGAACUCGUACGCUGGUUUCACAGAGUUCGACAGAAACCCUACGUUCCUGCAUCCAGAGUCCACACUCGGUAAGCAGGAGAGGACGCGUGUGUCGUUGGAGGACGUCUCGUGUUAUGAGGAUCUGCUGCUGGGGAAAUCAGCUCAGUCCAGCAAACUGUGAGUAACUGUGUCAGCGAUCGUUUCUCCGUUCAAGCCCAUGGAGAGUUAUCAGUAUUCAGCGGUGGAGCGUAAUAACCUGAUGCGGUUGUCUCAGAGUAUUCCAUUCACCCCAGUGCCCCCUAGAGGUGAGCCGGUGACCGUGUACCGUCUGGAGGAGAGCUCUCCCAACACCAUCAACAACAGCAUGUCGUCGUGGACUCAGCGCGGUCUCUGUGCUAAGAUCGAGUUCCUCAGUAAAGAGGAGAUGGGUGGAGGCCUGCGGCGGGCGCUGAAGGUGCUCUGCACCUGGUCCGAGUAUGACAUGCUGAAGCCUGGACACCUGUACAUCGUCAAGUCCUUCCUACCUGAGGUGGUCAACACCUGGCAGAGCAUUUACAGAGAGGACACAGUCCUGCACCUCUGUCUCAGGGUACGAUCACACACCGGAUGUUCUCCAGCUGUUCCUCAUUACUCACCCAAACACAGAGUCACAAGAGUUUAUAAUAACAGCUCCAGUGCUACCGGAGUGUGUCUCUGCAGGUUUCUGGAGGUGUUCCUGCUCUACUGUCACUCUGCCGGUCAGUGGUUUGCCAUCGAGGAGUGCAUCACUGGAGACUUCCGCAAGUUUAAUAACAACAACGGGGAUGAAAUCGUCCCGACCAACCUUCUGGAAGAAACCAUGCUGGCCUUCAGCCACUGGACGUAUGAAUACACGCGAGGAGAGCUGCUGGUGCUGGAUCUGCAGGGUUUGUGUCUCACUCAGAUCUCUUCAUCUGCUUCUGGAAGGGAGGGGUCUUAUGAUAUGAUCUUUGGCCCCGCGAAUCUGGGAGACGAUGCCAUUCGAAACUUCCGCUCCAAGCAUCACUGCAACUCGUGCUGCAGAAAACUCAAACUUCCCGAUCUGAAGCAGAACGACUACACUCCUGAUAAACUCAUGCCCUCUGAGGGACCGUCCCAUUCACCGCCUGCAGGGGGCGCCACUAAAGAACCGCGUCCCUCAAUGCGAUUAAUGCUGUGAGCCUCACACACACACUCUCACACACACUCACACUCUUCUCUCACACACACACACACUCUCACAC